GUUGUGCCUUCUUGUCCAGGAUGCCUAUGGUAUGUUCAGUGAAGUGCAGUUGCAGUCCCUGAAUUCUGCGGAUGACAUUAAGCAGUAUUGCAGGAGAUGGGAAGGAAAAUUCUGCUGCUUAGCUGGAAUGAAAAUUUUGCAAAGAACGACAAGAGGAAGGGCAUUAGGACUUUUUAGUCUGAUAGACAGUCUGUGGCCUCCGGUAGUGCCUGUAAAAGUUCCUGGACAAAGUCAAGACUCUGAAAUGAUGACAACUAAUCUUGCUCCUCCCAGCUUCUGUUAUAUUCUUACUGUUCAGUCUGGUGAAAUACAUGUGGAAGUGGAUGAAGAGGAACAGACUUCUAAUUUGUACCAGCCACCAGCUGUUCAUGGUCUAAAGGAAAUUCUUCGGACAAAGCAAAGUGUUCCUCUAAAUCAAAGAGAGAUUUGUUUGUUUGUGACUGACUCCACAUUGCAAAAUGUUCAUACGAUUCCAAAAGUUGUUGCUGUGUCAGUCGCUGCCUCGUGUGUUCUCAGUACAGAAAUCACAGAAGCCCUCAGUGUUACCUCACAGCUUGUCUUCUUCAAGGAUGCACUGUGGGGAAAUGGUAGGAUUAUUUGUGUUGAACGUACUGUUCUCUUAUUACAAAAGCCUCUUUUGUACUCGGCUGCCGGUGCUGACCUCAGUGAGCUGACUGGCCCUGUCAGACUCGAUGAGCUGGAUUCUACAACACAGGCCAACUCGAUUUGUGCUGUAAGAGGUACUGUUGUUGGAGUUAAUGAGAGCACUGCUUUCUCCUGGCCUACCUGCGACAGAUGUGGCAAUGGAAAGUUGGAACUGUGUCCCCAGGACAGAGGAUCACUGUAUUGCAACCAGUGUUCUCAAGUUGUCAUUUCACCAGUUUUGAAAAUGCAGCUCGAAGUCUUCUUGAGUUGUUCAUCCCGAUCUCAAAGUACAAUAAAAGUGAAGCUGUUACAAAGGACAAUCUCUUCCCUCCUGAUGUCCUCCGCUAGUGAGGAUGGGAGUUAUGAGGUGCAGAGCGUGCUGGGAAAGGAGGUGGGGUUAUUGAACUGCUACGUCCGCUCCAUAACCAGCCACCCCAACUGCGUUGCACUGGAGGAAAUUGCUCUUCUGGAAGCAGCAGCGAGACACUGA
Nestor notabilis (Kea) is the source of this 1135-nucleotide messenger RNA. RefSeq names its product scaffolding protein involved in DNA repair (gene SPIDR). Gene Ontology annotation, biological process: regulation of establishment of protein localization to chromosome; double-strand break repair via homologous recombination. The annotation marks the transcript as partial. The transcript has 9 exons. Gene Ontology annotation, cellular component: nucleoplasm; nuclear chromosome. Lineage: Eukaryota; Metazoa; Chordata; Aves; Psittaciformes; Psittacidae. The record is from RefSeq and is a predicted model, not a curated record.